Molecule: messenger RNA, 945 nt
Organism: Kogia breviceps (pygmy sperm whale)
Lineage: Eukaryota; Metazoa; Chordata; Mammalia; Artiodactyla; Physeteridae
Gene: REP15
Product: RAB15 effector protein
Biological process (GO): receptor recycling
Source: RefSeq, a predicted model, not a curated record
AUGUUAGCAGAUCAGUUGGCUCUGAAGGACGGCAAAGAGGUUCUCGGCAUCUGUGAGGUGGUCGGUGGAGCUAUAGGCCGUGCAGCCCAGAAACUGAAGGAGUAUCUUGGAUUUGAAGACACGCUGAGCAAUCUAUGCCCAGCUCCAAACACUCUCAAUGAGAUCUUCUUAAUCCACUUCGUCACUUUCUGCCAUGAAAAAGGCAUUGACAGCUGGCUUACUACCACCAAGAUGACCAAACACCAAACCUUACUGUUCGGGGAGGACUGGAUUCGGACCUUUUGGGGAUCCGAUAAGCAAAUAAGGCUCCAGCUGGCGGUACAGACUCUACAGAUGUCUUCUCUUCCUCCCGUGGAAUCUGAGCCUUGUGACCCCUCCAAUCCAGAAUCCAGGGCAGAGGGGUCUUUCAGCAAUAGAAGUAGGUUUGAUAAGCUGGAGGAAUUCUGUAACUUGAUAGGAGAGGAUUGUCUGGGCCUGUUUAUCAUCUUUGGUGUGCCAGGAUAGCCUGAAGACAUCAGACAUACUGUUGUCCUGGACAGUAUCAAACGUGAGACUGUGAGGGGCCAUCUGCUGGGAGGGACGGCGGUGGCACGAUUCAUCCUGGAAACUGAAGAUUGUGUCUCCAUCAGGGAACUGCUUGGAAACUGUCUGAGUAAGCAAGACGGGCUGAGAGAGGUGGGCAAGGUUCAUAUUAGCAUCCUCUGAACUGGCUAUGUGAGAUGAGAUGGGCCUGUAAGAUAAAAAGGAAAAAAAUAUUUUAUUUUAAUAAGCAAGUUCAUCCUCUUACAUUAUCCUCUCAUGGGAUUUCUUUUUUCUCCUCUCCCCCGACCCCACAUUGAAUGAAAACCAUCACCUGGGUCAAAACAUCUUAGUAUCAUGAUUAUCGAGAGAAAAAAUCCUGCCUGUAUUUCAGGGAAAAUGUAACAAUUUAGCUUAAUCUUUUAU